Molecule: messenger RNA, 2546 nt
Organism: Bombus terrestris (buff-tailed bumblebee)
Lineage: Eukaryota; Metazoa; Arthropoda; Insecta; Hymenoptera; Apidae
Gene: Orco
Product: odorant receptor 2
Exons: 9
Coding region: 150-1589 (479 amino acids)
Biological process (GO): sensory perception of smell; detection of chemical stimulus involved in sensory perception of smell
Cellular component (GO): plasma membrane
Molecular function (GO): olfactory receptor activity; odorant binding
Source: RefSeq, a predicted model, not a curated record
GUGACGAUCCAUCGUGCUGUUCGUGUGUCAGUUUUCGUCGAUAAACGUGUGCCCUCCGGCUGCACGCACCGCGUUUCUCUCGGCGAACUCGCGAGGAGUUCGCGUUUUCAUCGUGGAUUUGAAUCGCGUAACAACGUACCUGCCUCAAGAUGAUGAAGUUCAAGCAACAGGGGCUAGUCGCGGACUUGAUGCCCAACAUAAGACUGAUGAAAGCUACUGGGCAUUUCAUGUUCAAUUAUUAUACCGACAAUUCUACGAAAACUAUACACAGAAUCUUCGCUGUUGUGCACCUGAUCUUGAUGCUGAUGCAGUUUGGGUUCUGUGGUAUAAACCUAAUUUUUGAGAAGGAGGACGUGGACGAUCUUACGGCGAACACAAUCACGAUGCUGUUCUUCACGCACAGCGUGGUCAAGGUCGUUUACUUCGCAGUUAGGAGCAAACUAUUCUACAGAACCCUUGGCAUUUGGAACAAUCCGAAUAGCCAUCCUCUGUUCGCCGAGAGCAACUCACGUUACCAUCAGGUGGCCGUGAGGAAGAUGAGAAUACUCUUGCUGGCUGUCCUAGUAACCACGAUGCUGUCGGCCAUUUCUUGGACCAGCAUUACGUUCAUCGGUGACUCCGUAAAGAAAGUUAUCGAUCCUAUCACGAAUGAGACCACCUACGUCGAGAUACCAAGGUUGAUGUUGCGCUCUUGGUACCCGUACAAUGCCAGCCACGGGAUGGCUCACAUCUUGACGUUGAUAUUCCAAUUUUACUGGCUGGUGUUUUGCAUGGCAGACGCAAAUCUUCUGGAUGUACUCUUUUGCUCGUGGCUCCUCUUUGCUUGCGAACAAAUUCAACAUCUGAAGAACAUUAUGAAACCUUUGAUGGAAUUCAGUGCCACGCUGGACACUGUCGUGCCAAACAGCGGGGACCUGUUUAAAGCUGGCAGUGCAGAACAGCCGAGAGAUCAUGACCCACUACCACCAACCACACCAACAGCACCGGGCGAGAACAUGUUAGACAUGGAUCUUCGGGGAAUAUACAGCAACAGAACAGAUUUUACGGCCACCUUUCGACCAACUGCUGGAAUGACUUUUAACGGGAGUGUGGGACCGAAUGGAUUGACAAAGAAACAAGAAAUGCUAGUACGCAGUGCCAUCAAAUACUGGGUUGAGAGGCACAAACAUAUUGUAAGACUCGUAACCGCAAUUGGAGACGCUUAUGGUGUUGCUCUGCUGCUACAUAUGUUAAUUACCACCAUUACAUUAACUUUACUUGCCUACCAAGCAACAAAGAUAAAUGCAGUGGAUACAUACGCAGCUUCGGUAAUAGGUUACUUGUUAUACUCCCUAGGGCAGGUCUUCAUGCUGUGCAUAUUUGGAAACCGUCUCAUCGAGGAGAGUUCAUCAGUGAUGGAAGCCGCUUACUCUUGUCAUUGGUACGAUGGAUCAGAAGAGGCCAAAACUUUCGUGCAAAUCGUUUGCCAGCAGUGCCAAAAAGCGAUGUCGAUUUCAGGGGCGAAGUUCUUCACCGUCUCUUUGGAUCUCUUUGCCUCGGUACUGGGAGCUAUGGUCACCUACUUCAUGGUGUUGGUGCAAUUGAAGUGAACGCAGGAGAUUAUCUAUUUUAUGAUGGAACGUAGAAACUGGAAUAUUGGAGAAAAUGGAUUAUUAAAAUUAUCUGGCAAGAGUCUUGUUCUCCGUCUUUUAGAGUACUAUUUUCUAUCGGAUUUUCGUAUAGAUGAAUUCAGCUGGAAACUGUGACUAAACGACAAUGUAGGAUUAUAAACUUCAGUGAAGAGUAUCCUUCGUCUCUACUCAAUUUUCAGGUGUUAGGGAAAUCCAAUGCCUCGUAUAUCAGCCAUACUUAUUUAUGUUCUCGUGGAAAAUGAAAAUUGUUUAAAUACGAAAGAUAUCCAUAGUAUGUAAGAUAAAUAUAAAACGCAGCUAUAAUAAUUAUCAUCCAAUAAUAUUACAUAUAUAUUGAUCGAAAGUAAUAGGAAAAGAACUAGGCCACGAGAGAAAUACGAAAUACUUGAUCGCAUAGUUCCAAAGUUCUAAUUAGAAGACUGGAAGAUGGAAUUAGAAUGAAAGAAAAAAUUGAAGAAGAACGAGAUUAUAUACAUACAUAGAAUCUAAUAAUUAUUUAUAUCAUUCGUCAUCAUUAAUUCUUCUAUUUCUUAAACUAACAUCUAAUAUGAUUUUAAUUACACUACAUUUUAAUAAGCAUUUUCUAAUUUUUAAAUUCUUACAAUAUGUACAGUGCCUUAACAAUACACAUCAUUCAAAUUUUAACAAAGAAAGAUAAAGAUUGUUAAAAAAUUUACGCCUGAAAUAAUAAUUCGCUCAGCUAAGAAAAAUGAGGAAUAUAAACUUUUGAGAAAUUAACGCGAGUUUUUGAUAUUUUUAUAUAACGUAAAUAUAAUACAUAUAUAUAUGUAUUUAUGUAAUUUCUGUUUAGUAACUUUAUCUUUCCUUUUAAAGUGGGUGAACAUAUAUACAAUCUUGUUUGGUAUUUCAAAAGGAUUCAUUCUUGAUCAAUGAAGAUGCAAGAAGGAAAAUAUU